AUGGAAAUUUCAAGUAUCCGUAGAGAAAUAAGGUCAGUACUCUCUGUAGAACAGUUUAAUAUUGACAUCGAAUACACCGCAGGUACCGAAAGUCAAUCUCCAACAGCAGAGCUUAUUGACGUAGAUACGUUAUUUAUCAGUAAUCUUAGGUUAUACGAAAACAUGGAUAUUUCCAUACGGCCUAGGCUUCCGAAGUUGAUAGAAAAGGGCCAAUCGAGAAAACUAAUGGGACAAGUCAACGAUUACCUGAACAAGCACCUACAAAAUGAAGAAGAUUUCACUGAGAUCCAUACAAGUGUCUACGUUGCUGCUGCUACAGUUCUUACGUUAAAUGACCAAACCAUUCAUGUUAACACUUUGAAUGCGUUCAACCGCCUGGAAAACUAGAUUGGAGAAGGAUAUAGAUGGCAUAAG
Acanthoscelides obtectus is the source of this 414-nucleotide messenger RNA. NCBI's taxonomy places the organism in Eukaryota, Metazoa, Arthropoda, Insecta, Coleoptera, Chrysomelidae. The record is from the annotation of a GenBank genome assembly.